AUGUGCAUUGUGUUAGGAAGCCUCGUUAAAUACAAGGAGACUCCCAUAGUGAAAGCCAACAACCGGGACCUCUCCUAUAUACUCCUCUUCUCCCUUCUGCUUUCCUUUCUCUCCUCCUUCCUCUUUAUUGGGAGGCCAAGGAAAGUGACUUGCCUUCUCCGACAAACAACCUUCAGCAUCAUCUUCUCGGUUGCCGUCUCUUCUGUUUUGGCAAAAACCAUCACUGUGGUUCUGGCCUUCCUGGCCACAAAGCCAGGGAACAAGGUGAGGAGAUGGCUGGGGAAAAGUCUGGCCAACUCCAUUGUCAUUUGCUGUUCCAGUGUCCAAGUGAUCAUCUGUGCCAUCUGGUUGGGAAUCUCUCCCCCAUUCUCAGACUCAGACAUGAGGUCCCAACCUGGGCAGAUCAUCCUGCAAUGCAAUGAAGGGUCUGUGGGCAUGUUUUAUGGUUCCCUUGGCUACAUGGGCUUCCUGGCAGCCAUCUGCUUCACGGUGGCUUUCCAAGCUAGAAAGCUUCCAGGGUCCUUCAAUGAAGCCAAGCUGAUCACCUUCAGCAUGCUGUUGCCGUGA
This is a messenger RNA of Zootoca vivipara (common lizard), 567 nucleotides long. Lineage: Eukaryota; Metazoa; Chordata; Lepidosauria; Squamata; Lacertidae. The record is from RefSeq and is a predicted model, not a curated record.